AUGACUACUACUGUUCCAAUGCCAACUAACUUUCGUGACUUCUAUUCUAUUCUUAAUGAUAACAAGAAACUUCGUAUGUUUGUGCGUGAACAAAAACUUAUAUUAGAAAGUGAAGAUCAUCAAUGUCCGAAAUGUGGAUCGGAAAUGAGAGACGGCAAACGUCAAAAGACUUUAAAGGAUGAUACAGUGUCAACAUAUGAAAUAAUGCGAUGUAAAAAUAAACAAUGUGCAAAUCAGUUAAGUAAAAGAAAAAAUAUCUUUUUUGCUUUUACCGAUUCCUUGGGCAGAGCCAACUCAAAACUUAGUGUUGCGUCUAUUUUAGAAAUUAUAUGGUUAUGGUGUUUUAAUAUAACAUCGAAGACAAUAUCAUGGACCGUCGGAUGUUCAGAAGCAACUACCGUUGACUGGUGCAAUUUUUUAAGAGAAGUUUGCACAGAAAAUAUUCCAUGGAUGUUUGGAAUUGCUCAACCAACAGAAAAUGGAUAUGAAGUUCGGUUUUUCCAUGUACAACGUCGUGAUCGCGCAACAUUAGUUCCGAUUAUACUCAAGCAUGUUGUACCUGGAACAACCGUAUGGUCCGAUGAAUGGGGGGCAUAUAAAAACUUACAAACACAGUAUGGGUGUGAUCAUCAAACAGUCAACCACAGUCAAAAUUUUGUUGAUCCGCACACUGGCUGUCACACACAAUUAAUCGAAUGUUUGUGGGGUCAAGCGAAAACAAAAAUUUUGAGAGCCAUGCGCGGGUCAACAUUACUCGACAGUCAUUUAAACGAAUUCUGGUAUCGAUCAGUGCACAAGGACAUGUUUUCGUCGAUAUUAACAGACAUUCGUCGUUUUCGCAUCACAACACCAAUGGCUGAAUCAUUAAAAACAGCGUCAGAGUUCGCUUUGUUUCAGUGUCCAAUUACACAUCAGCUUUUCAAAGAUCCUGUUUUGGCUGAAGAUGGACACACAUAUGAAAGGGAAGCGAUAGUCCAAUGGAUACAAAAAAACGGAACUAGUCCAAUUACACGACAACUACUCAGUAUUGAUCAACUACAUCCUAAUUGUACAAUUAAGAAUAUAGUCAAUGAAUUGCGAUCGAAAAAAUUUUAUUUUAAAUUAGGUGUACAUGUCAAAAAAAAAUCCUGUCGAGCACUAUUUCAAGCACAUGGAAAAACAGUAUGGGAAGCAGAUUGGAUUGGAGAACGUGGACAACCAAUUUGUUUAAUGAAAAUUAAUGGUGUUAAAGCAUUGAAAGAAGCAUCAUUUUACGAACAGAUGACUCGACAUCCAUAUAUUGUAAAAACAUAUGGGAUCGUUGAUGAAGCUUCGGAAGUAACGUCAUAUUCAAUUAUGUUAUUGCAAGAAUAUGCAUCUGAGGGCAAUUUAUUCGAAUUAUUACAAGAACAACCGUCUGUGCCUAAGGAACAUAUCUUAUGUGAAAUGUUUGUUCAAAUAUCAGAUGCAAUGGUAUUUUUGGCACAUAAUCAGAUUGUGCAUGGUGACUUAGCAUAUUUUGGUCUUAGUCGAGGAAGUUCAAUGUAUGCUCCAGUGGGUGCAGCAUCAACAACAACAAUGACCAUAGUUCCAAUACGUUAUGCUGCUCCUGAAGUUCUCAGCAAUAGUAACAAUAGGAAUUCAUAUACAGCAAAAUCUGAUAUGUUCUCAAUGGGUGUAUUAAUGUGGGAAGGCUAUUCAAAAGGUGAAAUGCCAUGGUCAAAUAUUGAAAAAGACGACGAAGUUUCUCGAAAAGUUAUGAAUGGUGAACGUUUAGAACAGCCAUCGAAAUGUAAUGAUAGAGUGUGGUCGAUGGUAUUAAAAUGUAUGUCACAACAAGCAAAUGAUCGACCAUUAUUUGAAGAAUUGAAACGCCAUAUAUUAGGAUUUAUGUUAGGUUCUGCUUACACACCAGCACCAACACCCCUACGCGGCACCGACAACGACAUUCCAGACAAUGCCAAAUGGACACAGAACGGCGUCACUGUGGCUGGGGGAAGUGGGCAAGGCAAUAUGCUGAAUCAACUCUCUUACCCAUCCGGUUUGUAUGUUGAUGAUGCUGAAACGGUCUACGUCACUGAAUGGAAUAACGAUCGUAUUGUGGAAUGGAAGUCUGGUGCGACGAGUGGCCAGGUGAUAGCCGGCGGAAAUGGAAAAGGAAACCGGAUGGACCAGUUGAAUUUUCCAACAGAUGUGAUUGUCGACAAAGAGAGAGAUACACUCAUCAUCUGCGAUCGUGGGAACAAACGAGUAGUGCGAUGGCCUCGUCGAAAUGGCACAAGUGGACAAACUAUCAUCUCGGAUGUCGAUUGCAACGGCUUGACGAUGGACGACCGCGGAUUUCUCUACGUCUCUGACACUGGAAAAAAUGAUGUCAAACGAUGGCGAGUUGGAGACACUUGUGGGACAACGGUGGCGGGAGGCAAUGGAAAAGGUGAUCGUCUCGAUCAGCUCAAUGAUCCUUACUACGUAUUCGUCGAUCGGGAGCAUUCAGUAUACGUGUCUGACAACAAAAAUCAUCGUGUGAUGAAGUGGGUGGAGGGUGCGAAAGAAGCCAUUGUCGUGGCGGGUGAUCGAGGCCAAGGGAAAGGUCUUGCACAAUUGUCACACCCUCUUGCACUCGUCGUCGAUCAGUUCGGCAGUAUCUAUGUGGCGGACACGGGGAAUGCUAGAAUAAUACGUUGGCACAAAGGAGCCACACAGGGAAGUGUCAUUGUGGGUGGAAACGGCGAAGGAAAGCAAGCGAACCAGUUGAAUCGACCAAACGGUUUGUCAUUCGAUCGACACGGUAAUCUCUACGUCGUCGAGGAGAACAAUCAUCGAGUGCAAAAGUUCAACAUUGAUGCGAGUUCGUCUUCGUAG
Messenger RNA from Didymodactylos carnosus, 2841 nucleotides. Lineage: Eukaryota; Metazoa; Rotifera; Eurotatoria; Philodinida; Philodinidae. The record is from the annotation of a GenBank genome assembly.